Messenger RNA from Venustampulla echinocandica, 525 nucleotides. RefSeq lists its product as uncharacterized. The coding region runs from base 1 to 525 and encodes 174 amino acids. The record is from RefSeq and is a predicted model, not a curated record. The transcript has a single exon. Lineage: Eukaryota; Fungi; Ascomycota; Leotiomycetes; Helotiales; Pleuroascaceae.
AUGGCAUCCUUCGUCCAUCAUGGUGCUUGGGACCAUCGAUCCCGCCAAAAUCCGGCCUUAAAUUUCAUCGAAAAAUACCACUUGUUAAUCGACAAUCUCGAGCUCAGAUCCACUCCAUUCUCCUCCUUCUUCGCGCCCUUCGCCGCAUACCACGAUACCAAAGGCAACACACACGUCACAGGCUCGCACAUUUGGGCCUGGCUCUCCCAACAAUGCUCUCCAUUCUCGCAAAUCCGACACGAUGUAGUGGAGGCCCGAGUCGUGCCCGACGAGGAAGGGAGAGACAUCGUGUAUUGGGAGUGCCUGACGCAUUUCCAGCUAAAGGGGGAUAACAAUGAGAUUGUGGUGCCCAGAUUUUUUGUCUGGACUAUUGGGCCGGCGCCCGUUGGCGAAGGCACCGAUGGGAGGCAGAUUCAUAAGUGCAGGGUAUUUUGGGAUACGGGCGUUAUUGGGAGGUAUGUUACGGAGCGGAAGAGGGAGCAAAUGAGGAGGGUUAAGAAGCUGGAGGUACGGAAAAAGCGGUAG